This is a messenger RNA of Coccinella septempunctata (seven-spotted ladybird), 881 nucleotides long. Its product is annotated as ras-related protein Rab-33B-like. The transcript is spliced from 3 exons. The coding region runs from base 100 to 738 and encodes 212 amino acids. Gene Ontology annotation, biological process: Rab protein signal transduction. Gene Ontology annotation, molecular function: GTPase activity; GTP binding. Gene Ontology annotation, cellular component: endosome; Golgi apparatus. The record is from RefSeq and is a predicted model, not a curated record. NCBI's taxonomy places the organism in Eukaryota, Metazoa, Arthropoda, Insecta, Coleoptera, Coccinellidae.
UAUUAUUCAGAUAAAGGAAAUCUAAGAGGAUGCCGGAUACUGACAACAAUUGAUGUGAAAUAAACUCUUUCCAUCUAGGCCGGUGUUUAAACGUUCAAUAUGGAAAAUGCUCCACAGACUGGAAAAAAAAUCAUGAAGCAGACUUCUAAUCAGGAAAGGAUCUUCAAAGUUAUUGUUGUAGGAGAUUCAAAUGUAGGUAAAACUUCCUUAACUUACAGAUUUUGCGAAGGCAAAUUUUUGGAUUCCCCAGAAGCAACUAUAGGUGUUGAUUUUCGAAGUAAAGUAUUAUGGAUAGAUGAUGAAAAAAUAACGCUACAAUUGUGGGACACUGCAGGACAGGAAAGAUUCAGAAAAACCAUGGUUCGUCAUUACUAUAGAAAUGCAAAUGCAGUUGUGUUUGUUUAUGAUGUUACCAAUUCUGCUUCUUUUGAUUCUUUAAAGAAGUGGAUCAUUGAAGUUGAUCUGCAUUGUCCACCAGAUAUCCCUAGAAUACUUGUUGGGAAUAAAUGUGAUGAUUCUCCAAUGAUAAACACCCAUGAUGCCCAAACAUUUGCGGAUCACCAUAAUAUGCCUUUGUUCGAGACUUCCGCUCGCCUAGAUUCAGAGUAUGACAAUGUUGAAUCAAUUUUUCUCACUUUAGCUCAUAAAUUGAAGAAUCAGAAACCAUUUUUUGCUCCAAAAAUAGAUCUCAAUGAGAUGAAUGAUCCAUCUACAAAUAAAUCUGGUUGCUGCUCAUAAAAAAAAAAUUGGUGGAAAUCAAGGAGGGAUCGAUCUUUGUAUAAUAUAUAUCUUUGUUACAUAAAAUAAGAUCAAGAUGCUUAAUUGUCACAAUAAGUAAUAUUAUUUCUAGGGGUCAAAGAAAUAAAAUCGUAACUAUCUCA